This is a messenger RNA of Cimex lectularius (bed bug), 850 nucleotides long. RefSeq lists its product as uncharacterized. The record is from RefSeq and is a predicted model, not a curated record. The coding region runs from base 104 to 691 and encodes 195 amino acids. Lineage: Eukaryota; Metazoa; Arthropoda; Insecta; Hemiptera; Cimicidae. The transcript is spliced from 3 exons.
AUGUACUUUUAUACUUUAAUGUUAUUUUAGAAGUAGUUUAUUUCUUUUUUAGUCAAUUUAUUUUUGUAUUGUAGAUAAUAAACUUCCAAAGAGUGUUAUUGUAAUGUAUAGGAAAAUCAAGACUGGAUCGAAGCGACCAUCAUCGUGCAUUUCGGACGUGCGCGUACCUUUAGACAAGCUACAAUAUCAUUCUGGGUUUUAUCACCAAAACAUAUCCACUACGGAUCUGGAAAAACUCAUUGAACUUCAAUACUUCGUGUACGAAAGAGGCCGGAAGAUUUCAAAACCGCGCCAACGUCCGCUGUUCGAAUCGUCAUCGGCCGACAGCUUAGAUCUGGCCACGCCUAACUGUUGGAUGCGACGAUGCAGGUCGAAGGAUUUCAAGCGAUCGCGUUCUGCGCGUAAGAUGUCCUUCAACGGGCCCACUUUCUCUCUUCCUUCCAUCAGCGAAAUCCGACGGGAACGCGACCAAGUCCCGGAAAUGAUAUCCGUCAUCCGCGAUCUUUUCAACAUUGCGUUUCAACUCCCCGGUUUGAUAGGGGGCCUGCUCGGCGAGGACAACGACCUCCAUACUCUCAACAUAUCGGAUAUAAAGGCCGCCAGGAGGAGGAGGCCGAAGAAGACCUUUCGCUCUAUGAAGUCGGCGAGUUUCACUCACAGUAACAAAUUCGCAAAAAGUGGUUCCGUAUAAUGGGCAGAAGGGGAUUCUCAUAAUCCACCGAAAACGGCCGGCGACACCUUUGUCCCGCACUAAGAGACUAGACGCCGAAGAGAAGCACCGAUUGCGAAUAACGCUUCAAAAUCUAACUUCAAAAUAGUAGCUAAGAACAAAUAAAUCAGUAGAAGUCAA